AUGUCAAAGCUGCAAUACCGUCAAGAGCCACUCGCCAUCAUUGGCUUCGGCUGCCGCCUCCCCGGUGGCAAUAGCAACCCCCAGAAGCUAUGGGAGUUCCUGGAACGAGGCGAAGUUGCUUACAACAAGGCACCCAAAGACCGAUUCAACAUCGACGGCCACUAUGACGGCAGUCACAAGCCCCGAACCAUGCGCCAAGGCGGCGGCAUGUUCCUGAACGACGUCGACUUGGCUGAUUUUGACGCACCGUUCUUCGAGAUCUCGGGGACUGGUAAGGACUAUCCAUGA
Parastagonospora nodorum SN15 is the source of this 288-nucleotide messenger RNA. RefSeq lists its product as hypothetical. NCBI's taxonomy places the organism in Eukaryota, Fungi, Ascomycota, Dothideomycetes, Pleosporales, Phaeosphaeriaceae. Gene Ontology annotation, biological process: fatty acid biosynthetic process; secondary metabolite biosynthetic process. The coding region runs from base 1 to 288 and encodes 95 amino acids. The transcript has a single exon. The record is from RefSeq and is a predicted model, not a curated record. Gene Ontology annotation, molecular function: fatty acid synthase activity.